CAGUUCCUCAGCCUUACAGUCAGGCAAUAACGAAGUACCCAUCUCCAACGCAACCCUUUAAAUAUUCUCCUUCCCCAAUUCAACUGCGUCUUCAAACCCCUAUUCAAGAUGGGCUCAGACGCCGAUUUAUAUGGGAUCCGAAAGCCCAAAAAUGCGCCCAAGGAAAUAUCCUCAUCCACGAGCCUGGCCUUCUCAUCGACGCUCUCCAGCCUCCUCUCAACCCAAGCCAACAACACACAACAACGCGGCCGUCCGCGAGCUUCGAAAACGAAACCCGACAUCUUCGCCUCGCAUAACAAGAACACAAAGAAACGCGCUGCACGGGAUCUAGAGGACGAUGACAACCAGGGGGAACAAGUCCACAAGAAGGACAUUGGCGCUGUUGACGAUGCGGUCCUGCACCGCUCGAAGAGGAAAUUAGAAGAGAAGGCGAAACAGUACCGUGAAAUGAAGAGGGACGGUUACAUAGCGGGGGAAGGUGGGCAGGACGAGCCCCUGAUCGACUUUGAUCAGAAAUGGGCAGAGAGCCAGCGGCAGGGGAAAGAAACCGACGACUCCUCAGAAGCGGAAUCGGAUGAUGGACAAGGAGAGAUCGUGGAGUACGAAGACGAGUACGGGCGCCACAGGAGAGGAACGAAGGCAGAGGCCCUAAGAAUGGAGAGGAGGAAGCUGAACAAGGCACGGGGCGCGGAAGAGCUGGAUCGGAUGAGUGCGCGGCCUUCGAUGCCGAGCAAGCUCAUCUAUGGCGAUACCGUCCAAGUGGAGGCCUUUGAUCCUGACGAACCAAUUGCAGCACAGAUGGAAGAGCUUGCAAAGAAGAGGGAUAGAAGCAUGACCCCUCCCGAGCAGAAGCACUAUGAAGCGGAUAAGGAGUUUAGGAUUAAAGGCGUCGGAUUUUACAGCUUUUCGAAGGAUGCUGAACUCAGGGAGAAGGAGAUGGCGGCGUUGGAACAGGAAAGACAGGAGACGGAGAGAGUGAGGAAAGAAAUGGAGCAGAGAAAAGAGAAAAGACGGCAGGAAAUAGAGGAGAGGAGGAAGGCGAUUGGAGAGAAAAGGGCAAAGAAGCAGGCUGAUAGUUUUCUAGACGGCUUGACUGCAGACUUAGGGUCCGCGGACGGAUGACACAGGAUCGGGUUACUAUCACCAUAGCAUGUCAGUCUCAAGCCCGACAGCUCCUGAAGGUAGUGUUUGGGCUUCGACUCGAAGCAUAUUUCGAGACCCUACCACAGGCCCAGCUUGUGUGUUUCCACAAAGAAAUUUUGGUACAUGCCAAAAGUCAGAAGGUUGU
Amorphotheca resinae ATCC 22711 is the source of this 1288-nucleotide messenger RNA. RefSeq lists its product as hypothetical. The transcript has a single exon. Lineage: Eukaryota; Fungi; Ascomycota; Leotiomycetes; Helotiales; Amorphothecaceae. The record is from RefSeq and is a predicted model, not a curated record. The coding region runs from base 109 to 1122 and encodes 337 amino acids. Gene Ontology annotation, cellular component: nucleus.